CCACAGUGAACAGUGAGUCAAUGUUCUUCUCUUGUGGGACGUGCCAGGGAGAGUUACUUGUAGCAUGUAAGGAAACUAUCCUGCUCGACUCUGGUUGUUCUGCGUUAUUCUUUGAGGACACUUGAUCGACAAACGUGGUAAAGAUAAGUGGCCAACGACAUUGUGACCAACAUGCAAACAGACGAUCUGAUCCAGGCGGUGGGGAGUAUGUCCCGCUUCCAAGUCGUGAUGAUGUUGUACGUGUUGGGGACCCAGAUCUUGAUGGCGUGGGCCAUGUUGAUGAUGUCUUUUGCGGGCACUGUUCCGGAUUGGUGGUGUGUUCCCUCACUAGAACCUACAGUUAAUGGGACAUCUGUCAACUACCUGAACAACGCCACGUCCAUGGUGUGUCCCCGCCCUGACAACAUCACCUGUCAGUUUGUCUUCAGACAGGACAAAAACACGAUUGCUAACGAGUGGGAUCUUGUCUGUGAGAGAAACGUGUUCAGACCUCUCAUCACGUCCAUACAGAUGGGCGGAGUGUUGAUCGGGGCCUUCUUCGGCGGACAGUCCGCUGACACCCUCGGACGGAAGUGGACAUUCUACAUCAGUCUGGCCCUCCACGCAGGAUUCAAUCUGGUGGCAGCCUUCUCGACGAGCUGGCAGAUGUUUGCGGCCCUGCGUUUUCUAAUCGGGUCGAUGAUUGGCUCCCUGCUGGUCGUCCAUUAUCCAUAUUUCUUGGAGUUUUUAGGGACAAAGUGGCGCCCCAUCUCUUCAGCAAGUCCAGUCUGGGUGACGGGUGUAUGUAUAUUUGCCCUGUCCAGCUGGCUGAGACCUGACUGGUCUCAUCAACACAUCAUACUGGCUGCAUUGCAUGUACCGUUCUUCUCAGGCUGGUUCAUAAUCCCAGAAAGUCUGCGCUGGUUGACUGUAAAAGGAAGACUGGACGAGGCAGAGAAGGUCGUGGAUCAGAUGUGUCGAUACAACAAACGAGAGAAACCCAGCAACACUGCACAGUUGCUGAAGGAGGUGGCGGAGGAGGAGGAGAGGCUGAGAGCAUCUGGAAAGAAGUACACCUACCUGGACAUCUACAGGGGCUGGAGCAUCUGCUGGAAGUCUCUCAUCAUACAGUUUCUCUGGAUGUGCCUGUCGAUGGUGUACUAUGGGAUAUCAUUCGGAGUUGGGAGACUCUCAGGCAGCCUGUAUCUGAACAUCUUCCUCCUGGCAGUGGUGGAAGUGCCAACCACCGCUUUGACGUUCUUCAUGAACAACAAAUUUGGCCGAAGAUGGACCUCGUUCAUGUUUUUCGUCAUUGCUGUGAGUGGUGCUUUUGGUGUAGCCAUUACAACAAGAACAGUUUCUGGGGAGAAACAAGGAAUUAUCAUCAAUGUCUUGGCGAUGGCGACCAAAAUUGGAGUUGGUGCAGCUUGGUGUGCCGUUCAGUUGUGGUCGAGUGAGACGUACCCUACUGUCACAAGAAAUCUCGGCUAUGGAGCUGCAAACACCACAGCACGUAUUGGCGGUAUGGUCGCACCAUUCAUUUUUGCCAUGGAAGGGGAUGAUGUCUUGGUGCCGUUCGUCAUUGUUGGCUCGACCAUGACUGUCUGUGGAGUGUUAUGUCUGAUCCUGAAGGAGACAAAGGGUCAACCCCUGGCCGACAGCAUCAGUAAGGUCAACUCAGGUGGGCAGGUUGAGAUGGUGGCGACCUCAUCCGACAUGGAAAAGGCAAAGAUUUAAGCGGAGGGAUUUAGACAGCAAUCGACGCAGUGGCACAUUCAUUCGUCAAGCCACAGACAUGCUGACUCAUACAUAAAUACACAGAUUUUUAUGACCACAACACCUUCUGCAAGAACUUGUAUUUGUCUGUUACAUACACGGUUGACGGUUUAAUGGCACGAUUUUGAGCUACAUGAAAAAGAACAGUUAUGGCAUUCCAGACAUGUCGUAGUUACAUGGUAGUAGCAUGAGGACAGUAUAUCAGGAGUGUAUCCGACCUCGUGGAUCUGACAAAAAUCAAGAAACGCUGCCACUUUGGUCUUUCCCCACAGUGCGUUUAAAUCGCAUUCUCUGUACAAUUCGUUAACUUUUCCAAGGUAACUGUUUGAUUGGCAAUCUGGAAGUUGGUGAGUUAUACUUUCAGAAGCCAUAGAAGAACCGUCCUCACCAACCUUCCGUCCACAAAGAUCAAGAGGAUUACAUCCCCUCUGCCUAAUCAAGCAAUAGACUAAUUAUUUAGUAUCAGUUUGUUACAGCAUCUUAGCGCCUCAAUCUGUAAUCCUUACUAUGCAUCUGGCUUCGUACAAUGUUUCAAUCACCUGUCGUUAAUGUUGAUCUGCUGUUUGUCACAACAAUAUAUUUAUGUAUUACAAACUUCAGUCUGAAAGACUGAGUUUUCUGAAGUUGAGAAAAUUUUCACUGCAGUGAACAUAACAGUUGAUAUUUUACUGCAGUGAACAUAACACUUUGACGGAACUAUUGUAAUACAAGAGUUACCCACCUCACAUUUAUCUCCCUUUAUCGUAAGGGUCAAGCCCGUACACAAACCGUUGACGUCCUUUUUACGUUAGUUCCACAUUGACAAGGCAACAUAAU
Molecule: messenger RNA, 2571 nt
Organism: Haliotis rufescens (red abalone)
Lineage: Eukaryota; Metazoa; Mollusca; Gastropoda; Lepetellida; Haliotidae
Product: organic cation transporter protein-like
Exons: 9
Coding region: 172-1716 (514 amino acids)
Biological process (GO): transmembrane transport
Cellular component (GO): membrane
Molecular function (GO): transmembrane transporter activity
Source: RefSeq, a predicted model, not a curated record